Molecule: messenger RNA, 465 nt
Organism: Schistocerca cancellata (South American locust)
Lineage: Eukaryota; Metazoa; Arthropoda; Insecta; Orthoptera; Acrididae
Product: ice-structuring protein 4-like
Exons: 1
Coding region: 1-465 (154 amino acids)
Source: RefSeq, a predicted model, not a curated record
AUGGAAAGCCUGGGGAACAAGUUUAUCAGCACUGAUAAUAAUGCUGGUGCAGCUGUUGCCACUGCUGUUACUACUGCUGCUGGUGGAGCUGCAGCUACUGUUAUUGCUGUUGCUGCUGGUGCAGCUGCUGCUACCGCUGUUACUGCUGCUGCUGGUGCAGCUGCAGCCACUGUUAUUGCUGUUGCUGAUGGUGCAGCUGCUGCCACUGCUGUUACGCUUGCUGCUGAUACAGCUGCUGCUCUUGUUAUUGCUGCUGCUGCUGGUGCAGCUGCUGCCACUGCUUUUACUGUUGCUGCUGGUGCAGCUGCAGUCACUGUUGUUUCUGUUGCAGCUGAUGCAGGUGCAGACACUGUUGUUGCUGUUGCUGUUGGUGCACCUAUAGCCACUGUUGUCGAUGUAGCUGCUGUUACCUCUAGGCCUCAUCUAUUAUCCACUGGAUUCUGCUCAAAAUUAUCUACAGACUAG